AUGGCGGCCACUUCCGUGUUGGCAUCGACGCCUGCUUUGGAGAAGCAAUGUGAAAAGGUCGGCCUCUCUGAUGAAUGGACCAAGGCGAUGAUCGCUGCGCAAGUUGACACCUUGUCCAAGGUCUCCUAUGCAGUCAGCUUACCAGGCACGCCCGCGACUGACACCAACAUCGAGGACUUUGCUGGCAAACUUCGACCAGGUGUUGCUCUCUCUUUGGGCGACAAUGCAGCACUUAAGCGCUUGGUCUUUGAAGCUCAGACACUUUGCAUCGCCGAGCUUCGGAGUUCGGUGCAGGUUGGUGAAGACGCUCCACGCAAGCUGCCGGCUGCAGAACGUGCUCUGCGGAUAGAGCAGCAAGCAGCUCGCUUGAAGGGACUGCCUCUGGCCAAAGGUGCAUGGCAAUGUGCGCACAGCCUCUACGAUCGUUUUGCUCACAUGAGAGAGACCGAAGAGCUUCGCUUUGUCCCACCUGAUGAAUGCAUCACCCGGGAUCAGGAGUUGGCCGGCAGCAAGGCACCGAAGUCUGUGCAGCUGGAUGCAAGCAAGUCGGGCCUCAUCGUGAAGGAUGAGGAAAUCACCAAUACAAUGAACAUCACCUCAGAUCACGAGCUUUACCUGAGUUUCAUGAGGCGCGCCUUGGCCAUGGAUCUCGUGGGCCUCGCCAGCUUUGAUGUGAUGCAGAAGUGGAUCGAGCGUCUGUUCGAUGUGAUGAACCAGGAUCCACCUCCAAACUUCUCCCGGGUCUCUCGUGCCCAGGUCCUUCGUGCGGAUCGCCAAGUCUUCGUCGAGCUGGCCCGUAGAGCCAAUGGAGGGCUGAAAGCCCUCGCCGAUGGCUCGCUGCCACUGGAUGCAGAGUUUCGCAAUUUGCCGGGCAACACUGAGAUCAUGUACUUCUUGCUGCCGACACCGGAGAAGGGCAAGGGCAAAGGCAAAGGCAAGGGAGACAAGCGCAAGCAUUCGGGCGAUGGCGAUGAAGGUGGCGACAAGAAGAAGGCCAAGACCACUCGCGAUCCCGUGCCCAAGGAGCUUCAGGGUUGCCAUAGCAGGACUCCCAAGAAUAAGCCGAUUUGUUUCAACUAUAACUUGGGCAAGUGCAAAAAGGGCAAAGCCUGCAAGUUCGAGCAUGUGUGUUGCAGACCCAAUUGCUAUGGCAAGCACCCCUUCUCCCAGUGCCCGAAAGCCAAUGAAGCUGCUGACGCGACCUUGUGGCUGUCGCUGUUCCUACAUCGUCCACAGAUGAUGUCAAUUUUCCUUGUUCUGCCGUUGACCGUGCUUCGUUGCCUGCUGAUUUUGAUGUGCAAAGCCAGGUUGGCCACUCGUCAUCCGGAAGCAUUCCGUCAUUUGGCUAUUCCAUGUCAGCAUGUGCAUGUGUCCACUGCCACAACCACCAAUCGUGUGCCUCCAGAGGCUGUUGUUGCCUUUUAUGAUGCUGUGGGGACUGCCAUUCUCGGGUUCUUGCGGUUCCCGCCCCUCGCUCCCGGCCCCACUCCCUUGCAUUUGGCACAGGUGGCUGCCGGCUUGCAGCCCCGACGUUCGCACCUUUGCCUGGUGCCUGAGUUUAAGUGCAUUGCCAAUGUUCGCCUCCCGGAGCUGCCCCCUCUUCAGGACGGCAAACUGAAGCACGAGCUGGUCGUGGGUGACGUGUGCGUGCCUGCAGGAUCCAAGCACUUACUCCCUGGUUCUCAACGGGGGAAGGAUGGCCAAGGAGCAAGUGCAGCAGUGGGGGGUGCUUAUGCCAUGGGAGGCUGUGUCGGCGUCCGAAAGAAUGCUUCCAUGUUCCCUGUGUUCACCCGAGCACUGGUCCGGUUCCUCAGGCAUCAGAUCCCCGAUGCCAGGUUUUCAUGCGUUGCUAUCUUUUGCGAUAUGUUACAGGGCAUGCACAAAGAUAUGUGCAAUCAAGAGGGUACACUCAACUAUGGGGUUGCGCUUUCGGACUUUUCGGAAGGGUUUGUGUGGGCUCACGACCCGGCGGGCAAAGUUCACAAGUACACGCCAUCAGGUAAGCUGCCGGGGGUGUUGCACGACAUUGCAAAAGCCCCGGUGCGCUUUGAUGCGAGAAAGUUUCAUUGCGUCAUGCCGUGGCAUGGACAAAGAGUCGUGGUGAUUGGCUACACACCGCAAAGAGGUUGUGCCCUCAGUGCCAAAGAGGUUCGUUAUCUGCUUAGCUUAGGCUUUCCGUUGCCGUGGGUCGACACGCCGUCUCCUACUGUGCCUCCAGUCCACGAUGCACCUGUCGAGCAACGCUUGGAAAAUGUCGCCGACUCUGGUCCCGUGCACUCUAAGCUACCUUGUGCCUCUGCGGCUGCAUGCGAUACCCACUUGUACACCUUCGGUGUUUACCACUCUGAAGCCGAGUUCGUCCGCAAGGCCGUGCAGGUGGGGCAUCCGAGGAGCCUCUAUGGUAGCUUGCCCCAAGCCAUGGAGGAGUGUAUCGAUGCGUUGCUUGUCAUGCCUGAGGCUUCAGUUGUCACUAAGCGUGCGGCAUGGCUUGCGCAUUGGACGGCUCGUGCCAAGGCCAUCCAGGAGAACCCCGAUCCUGAUUGGCACAUCCAAGAUCCUGCAAUGCGCGCUAUCCUUGGACGAAAGAGGCUGCAGCUGCUUGAUGAGAUCCUUUUAUCGGAGGGUUACGGCGAUUGCACACUAGCUAGGGACAUGCACCAUGGUUUUGACUUAGUGGGAGUGGCGCCGCCUUCUGGUGUGCUGCCUGGCAAGGUCACCCCUGCUUCUCUUGAGCCUGAGGCCCUUAGUGCCAAUGCGUGUCGUGCCAAUGAUGCCUUGCGUGCAAGUUUGCGUUCUUGUGGCGAUCUGGAGCUCGAUGAGAAGCUUUGGGAGAAGACCCUGCUGGAGGUCGAACAAGGAUGGUUGCAGGGACCGCUCGAGUGGUCUGACUUAGGCCCGGGGGAGAUAGCAUCACCCCGCUUUCCUUUGUUGCAGAAUGGCAAAGUGCGCCCGAUCGACGACUACUCUCGAUCUGGUGUCAAUAGUUGCGUAACCACACUUGAGCAGCCAACCGUGGACACUGCCGACGUGGCAGCCGCCAUGUUCAGCAAACUCUCGAACGGCUUGGUGCGCAAGGGGAGGUCUGGUGCUCUCCUAGGUAGGUCUUACGACUUGACAUCCGCAUAUCGACAGCUAUGUGUGUCGAGGGAGUCGUCACGCUUUGCCAUAGUGGCAGUGUUCUGCCCAAAGGAUGGGAAAUCAUACCUAUUUCGCCAGCCUUGCCUACCAUUUGGGUCGCGUGCAUCAGUCAAUGGUUUCAUUAGGUGCUCGAGGUGCAUCCAGUGGAUCGCACUCCGGUGCUUGCUUGUGCCGCUGACGUCCUAUUACGACGACUUCAUAUCUGCGUCAACAUGCACUCUUGCUGCCAACACCGACACGACCAUGGCGAUGCUGUUUCGCCUAUUGGGCUGGCAGUAUGAUGAGGUCGGUCCAAAGGCUGACGUUUUUAGUGACCGGGUUGAAGCCCUCGGAGUGGCCUUUGAUCUUUCCGAGACAUGUUCCGGUGUGGUCAUCGUGGACAAUACCCUCAGAAGGAAAGAUGCUCUAGACAGCCUAGUUAGCGAAGCACUUGCAAGGGGGACCCUCAAUCAUUCUCAAUCGCUCGAGAUGCGCGGCAAGCUGGCCUUCGCUGAUGCACAGGUCCUCGGUCACUCGGGGAAAUUUGCUCUGAAGUUGCUGUCUGCGCAUACCCAUGCGAUUCCUUUCAAGACGCGCAUUGCUGAUGACUUGAGCCGCGCUCUGAAGUACUUGAGACAAAGAAUCGUUGAGGGCUCUCCCCGGCGUGUGUUACCAACUGCCAAGGACACGUGGUUCCUUUUUACCGAUGCAUGUUUCCACGACGCUGGUGAUGGUGGUUUAGGCGGGGUGCUGGUGUCUUCCCUAGGUUCGGUGAAGUCGUGGUAUUGCCUUCCUUUGUCAGCCGAUGACAUCCAGCCGCUCAUUUCCCACACAGCCCGCACCGGGAUUGGCGAACUCGAGACAAUGGCGACCUUACUUGGCAUCCAGCUAUGGAGGGGCCAUCUACGGAGCACCAACGUGGUAGCUUUCAAUGACAACGAAGGUGCCAAGUUCGCCUUGGUCAAGGGUUACUCCAAAUCCAUGUCAGUCACCAGGAUUUGCCACGUGUGUGCGACUGUUUGUGAGACCGACAUGAUCAUGCCUUGGUUCUGUCGUGUUCCCUCAGCAUCCAACAUUGCCGAUCCGCCUUCACGCAGUAUGUCCUGCGAUGCCUUACCCGAAACCUUCAAGCUGCCCUGCGAUCAGGUGCGGCGCGCGUACCUUAGCUUGAGGGGUCGAGUCUGCAGUAUGCUCUCGUAG
Molecule: messenger RNA, 4317 nt
Organism: Symbiodinium natans
Lineage: Eukaryota; Dinophyceae; Suessiales; Symbiodiniaceae
Source: the annotation of a GenBank genome assembly